Messenger RNA from Aspergillus pseudonomiae, 669 nucleotides. RefSeq lists its product as uncharacterized. The record is from RefSeq and is a predicted model, not a curated record. The transcript has a single exon. Lineage: Eukaryota; Fungi; Ascomycota; Eurotiomycetes; Eurotiales; Aspergillaceae. Bases 291 to 506 code for a protein of 71 amino acids.
CGAGUCCCGAGCAGUCAUACCCGAUAUCGCCGUACUGGUAGGGCGGUUGAUCGUGCGAGGGACCCUCACAAGAUCCGCCGCCCCAGGCGUAGGGCGUUCCUGCUGCUGUCAGGGCUUUGCUGAGGAUCUUCUGGCCGGUGGUGCUGUUUGCGGUGGUGGGGUGUAGGGCGUUCGUUGCCGUUAGGGUUGUGAGGAGGGUGGCAAGGAUGAGCUUCAUUUUGGUGGUUCGUUUUCUUUAUGGUCUGGUUGGGAUGUCUGGGUAGAGUUGUGAUAUUGCAUAAGUUGAGAGAAUGAUGAGAUUACGGAUCUAUAUAUCCCACUUUGUUCAUGUGAAGCGUAUUUAUCGUAUCUAUUUUUAUAUCCCUGCUUCAUCCAUUGUAACGUCGUGUUGGUUAUCAGAUCUGCAAUGGAUCUGCCUCGAGACAGAAUACGAGCUUCGGGCGAUGAUCAUAUCUGAUUGCAUCUGGGUUCAUUCUUCCUCAAUGACAAUAACCAAGGACCUGUAGUGCUGAAAACCGGAAUAUACGCAUCUCCUGAUACGAUCCAGAAGUCAGGACAUCUACCGAUCAAUUGUUUUAAAAUAAAUGGAAUCAGUGUACGAAAUAACAACCUCAUCAAUGUUAGAUGAAAGGAGUGAUGAACACGAGAAGUGGAGGGCCAAGAAUGCAC